CAACGUUUCGAAGUUCGCUGACUCUCUCUGUUGUUGUGUGCGUGCGCGUUUCUUCUCCCAAAAACCAAACCCCACUCUCUUCUCUUCUCCUUCCAGUGAUCGAUCGGAGAUGAAGAUUAACGUCAAGACACUCAAGGGCACUCACUUUCAGAUCCAAGUUAACCUACAAGACUCGGUUGCUGAUGUGAAGAAGACUAUAGAGGUGGCGCAAGGUGCUGGUGUUUACCCUGCUGCGCAGCAAAUGCUUAUUCAUCAGGGGAAGGUGCUGAAGGAUGACACAACCCUGGAAGAGAAUAAUGUUGCUGAGGAUAGUUUCGUGGUCAUCAUGUUGAGCAAGAAUAAGGUAUCAUCAAGUGGAGCCUCAACUGCUGCAGCGGCACCACCAAAUCCGGUGACGGCUCCCCAACCUGCAAGUUCUGUGCCUCCCACCUCAUCAACACCAGAACCUCCCACUUCAGCUGUAGGACAGGGAGCCUCCAAUUCUGAGCAAAGUCCUGUUAUAACUCCUCCAACUGCUGCUGUGUCCAGCGUAUAUGGCCAAGCAGCUUCAAAUCUCAUUGCAGGAAGUAAUGUAGACCCUACUGUUCAACAGAUUCUUGAAAUGGGGGGAGGAAGUUGGGAUCGGGAUACUGUUAUUCGUGCUCUUCGUGCUGCAUAUAACAAUCCGGAACGAGCUGUUGAAUACCUCUAUUCUGGCAUUCCUGAACAAGCUGAUGUGCCAGCAGUUGCCAGAUCACCCAGUGUUGGGCAGGCAGAAAACCCAUCAGUCCAGCCUCCUCAACCAGCUGUGCCUACUGGUGGGCCCAACACCAACCCACUCAACCUGUUUCCCCAAGGCAUUCCCAAUAUGGGUGCAGAGGACAAUGCAGGCGACUUGGAUUUCUUGCGCAACAAUCAACAGUUCCAAGCCUUGAGAGCAAUGGUGCAAGCAAACCCUCAAAUCUUGCAGCCCAUGCUUCAGGAACUGGGAAAACAAAAUCCUCACCUAAUGCAGCUCAUUCAAGAGCAUCAAUCUGACUUCCUGAAUCUUAUAAAUGAACCUGAAGGAGAAGAGAACCCAUUGGCUGCUGGGAUGACUCAGGCCAUCACUGUCACCCCUGAAGAGAAUGAGGCCAUUCAACGGCUUGAAGAUAUGGGAUUUGAUCGUGAUCUCGUGUUGGAAGUGUUCAUUGCAUGCAAUAGAAACGAGGAUCUGGCAGCCAACUACCUAUUGGAUCACCAAAAUGAGUUUGACGAUUAGUUGAAAUUCUAGUUCAUCUUCUCUGACUGUGGUCUUUCUUGUGUCCAGCAUUUUUCUGUGCUGGCACUUUAGUUCAUUUGUUUCUCUUCUGAACUCGUUGGACAAAGUCUUGAUGUUAAUAUUUCAUGUCUUUUAUUGUCUUGGGGAACUAUACCUUUUGUAGGUUAUUUGACAUUAUUGACUAGAGAAUAGAAUCCCGAUGGUUACACAAGGUUAUAGGUUUCUUUA
Molecule: messenger RNA, 1468 nt
Organism: Lotus japonicus
Lineage: Eukaryota; Viridiplantae; Streptophyta; Magnoliopsida; Fabales; Fabaceae
Product: ubiquitin receptor RAD23d-like
Exons: 12
Coding region: 110-1240 (376 amino acids)
Biological process (GO): nucleotide-excision repair; proteasome-mediated ubiquitin-dependent protein catabolic process
Cellular component (GO): nucleoplasm; cytosol
Molecular function (GO): polyubiquitin modification-dependent protein binding; proteasome binding; ubiquitin binding
Source: RefSeq, a predicted model, not a curated record